AUGUAUGGCAAGAAUUGUGGCUUAGAUGAGGUACUCAUGAGUUGGGGUCACGACGAGUACAUGUAUCGGGUGCUCAAGAAUCACAAGACUUGUACCCUUCCCUCGGAGGCCCUCUAUAUGAUCCGUUUCCACUCGUUUUAUCCGUGGCAUAAGGGAGGGGACUAUUACCACCUCUGCUCUCAUAAGGACCUCAAAAUGUUGGACUGGAUUCGAGAGUUCAAUAAAUUUGAU
Molecule: messenger RNA, 231 nt
Organism: Oppiella nova
Lineage: Eukaryota; Metazoa; Arthropoda; Arachnida; Sarcoptiformes; Oppiidae
Source: the annotation of a GenBank genome assembly